AUGGAGGAGCACAAAGUGACUUACAUGUUUCGACUAUUUUCUCGAACUAAGGAGUCCACAGAGGAGGAUAUAGAGAAAAUAACUUAUGAUUGCGUACAAGAAUUGCUUGGCAAUCUAACACAUGCAAGAGCUUGCUAUGCACCAAGUCUUACAAACUAUGAAGAUUUCAAGCUGUCUAAAAUGAUGGUUAUUGAUGGUUUUUUCAUACUUGAGCUUAUCUACAGGUUCAAGUAUGGAAUUGGUGAGGGUGAUCUAGUUUUCGACAAUAAUCUGGGAGCAGACUUCGUUAAGUCCACACCAUCGUUCUUGAGGAAUCUCAUUGCCUAUGAGCAAUGCUACGCAUUAAGUCGUCAUUAUGUUACUUCUUUCGCGUUUCUGAUGGACAAGCUCAUUGACACUAAAGAUGAUGUUUCGUUGCUUGUGAAUGUUGAAAUAAUUCAGAGCUGGGGGUAUUUCCUGCACAAGUUUUAA
Messenger RNA from Lactuca saligna, 471 nucleotides. The record is from the annotation of a GenBank genome assembly. Lineage: Eukaryota; Viridiplantae; Streptophyta; Magnoliopsida; Asterales; Asteraceae.